Eptesicus fuscus (big brown bat) is the source of this 2246-nucleotide messenger RNA. RefSeq names its product acid phosphatase 2, lysosomal (gene ACP2). Gene Ontology annotation, biological process: lysosome organization; dephosphorylation. Gene Ontology annotation, molecular function: acid phosphatase activity. The transcript is spliced from 11 exons. The record is from RefSeq and is a predicted model, not a curated record. Bases 20 to 1306 code for a protein of 428 amino acids. Gene Ontology annotation, cellular component: lysosome. Lineage: Eukaryota; Metazoa; Chordata; Mammalia; Chiroptera; Vespertilionidae.
CACCCUCUUUGCUGCACAGAUGAUAACGGUGAUGGCGGGCGGACUGUGUGGCUGGAGCCGGGCGGCUCUUCUCCAGCUCCUUCUUGGCGUAAACCUGAUGGUGAUGCCCCCCAUCCAGGCCCGGACUCUGCGCUUCGUUACCUUGCUGUACCGACAUGGAGACCGGACACCAGUGAAGACAUUUCCCAAGGACCCCUAUCAGGAAGAUGAAUGGCCCCAAGGGUUUGGUCAGCUCACCAAGGAGGGGAUGCUACAGCACUGGGAGCUGGGCCAGGCCCUGCGGCAGCGCUACCGUGGCUUUCUCAACACUUCUUACCACCCACAAGAGGUUUAUGUGCGAAGCACUGACUUUGACCGUACUCUCAUGAGUGCUGAGGCCAACCUGGCUGGACUUUUCCCUCCCAGUGGGAUGCAGCGUUUCAAUCCAAACAUCUCUUGGCAGCCUAUUCCCGUCCACACUGUGCCCAUUGCUGAGGACAGGCUGCUGAAGUUCCCAUUGGGUCCAUGUCCCCGUUACGAGCAGCUGCAGAACGAGACCCGGCAGACACCAGAGUAUCAGAAUGAGAGUAUUCAGAAUGCACAAUUUCUGGAUAUGGUGGCCAACGAGACAGGGCUUACGGACUUGACACUGGAGACCACCUGGAAUGUCUAUGACACACUCUUCUGUGAGAAAACACAUGGGCUGGUCCUGCCGCCCUGGGCCUCACCCCAAACCAUGCAGCGUCUGAGCCGGCUAAAGGACUUCAGCUUCCGCUUCCUCUUCGGGAUCUACGAGCAGGCAGAGAAGGCCCGGCUUCAGGGGGGAGUCCUGCUGGCUCAGAUACGGAAGAACCUGACACUGAUGGCCACCUCCUCCUCCCACCUCCCUAAGCUGCUGGUUUACUCCGCGCAUGAUACCACCCUGGUUGCUCUGCAAAUGGCAUUGUUUGUCUACAAUGGUGAACAAGCCCCCUACGCCUCCUGCCAUAUAUUUGAACUGUACCAGGAAGAUAAUGGGAAUUUCUCAGUGGAGAUGUACUUUCGGAAUGAGAGUGACAAGGCCCCCUGGCCACUGAGCCUGCCUGGCUGUCCUCACCGCUGCCCACUGCAGGACUUCCUGCAUCUCACAGAGCCUGUUGUGCCCAAGGACUGGCAGCAGGAGUGCCAGCUGGCAACUGGUCCUGCAGACACAGAGGUGAUCGUGGCCUUGGCUGUAUGUGGCUCCAUCCUUUUUCUUCUCAUAGUGCUGCUCCUCACCGUCCUCUUCCGGAUGCAGGCCCAGCCUCCCGGCUACCGCCACGUUGCAGACGUGGAGGAUCAUGCCUGACAACCACUCAGCCCCCUUCCCUCUGCCUCUUAGGGGAGGUGGGCUUGGCCCUCACUCCUGACUGUUGCUGCUCCCUAGCCCUUGGGCAGGAGGCCCUGGGUUGGGCCUUCCUCUGAUUACCCCAACCUAGACGAACAAGUGGGACUCGGCUUGGCCCAUGGCACCUGCCACUCAAUAUUCACGUGCCCGAUGUUUCCCAAGUGCUGUGUUGGAUGUUGGCUCUCUCCAAAUAGGAUCUGCCUCCUCCAUGCUCCCUAAGGACAUGAUAUGCAGACAAGGUUUAAAGUUUCACUCAGGACCCGGGAUAAAAAACUGAAGAAGUUGGUGCUUCAUCUGCCUUGCCCCCUGGUCAAGACCUGCUCUCUCUUCCAGCCCGGAGUCUUUGGCUAAUGGCUCAGAAGACACAGUCUUGCCUGUCAGUGCUUGUUUCACUGGGAAAAACUGUAUAACAUUGGGGACACGAACACUGGCCACCAAGGAACCAAACCACCCAACAGCCAGCCAGUCAAGUUUCCCUUCUCCAGCUGAAGCUACCAUUAGUCAGACAGACUGCCUCAGGUAUCCUGCGUACGCCUGCAGCUUGAGUAGGUCCCAAGGGUGUUUGUACUUGGGAGGGAGUCGAGGGAGGUGGGAGGAGAGUGAGUGGUGGUACAGUCAUGAAACUACUACCCCCUCGCCUGGGCUCGGGCCUCCAGGGAUGUGAGGUAAAUGCAGGUUGUAAGCUGGACAGCUGUUGACUAUGGCCCACAAUAGGACUGAAGGUAGCUUGAGGAAAAGGAAAAUUUUGGACUCUUAAUGCUGUUUCUGUGCCUGUUCUUCGUUUUGGAGACCCAGGAGUGCUUUGACCAGGUCAGCGUUGGAAGAUUCACUCAGAAGCUCAGUAGGGUAUAGUUUUAUUGUCCAUGUCAAUAGUGAGCACAAAUAAAAAACCACCACCUGA